UCUUCUAACCCCGGCAGGUGCCACGCCCGCAACAGCUCAACCCAGGGGCGCCGGCCUUCACGCCGCGCUCCUCGGCCUACAUUGCUCCUUCAAGCCUACCAAUGACCAUGCAGCAAGAACAAGAACAAGAACAACGACCACAACCGCCUCUCCCGCUCCUCAACUCCAUCCAGCCCGACAACAGCCGAUCUCCGACCCUCCCGCCUCUGUCCCUGUCCGGCCCUAUAUUCGCCCCGGUGCGGCCGAAACAACCACAACUGCCAACGCCAACACCCCACGUUCAGUUCUUCGCCACUACCGCGCCGGUGUCGGUGUCGGUGCCAGUGGUCAUGAUGCCGUACGCUCCCGUGUUUCAUGCCGAGCAUACAACGAUGCAUUGGGCGAUGCCGAUACCGGCUAAUUUGUCCUCGUCUUCACCUUCGCCGCCCUUACCGGUGGUGAGGGGAAGACGGUUCGAGAGUAGUGCUGAGUUUAGUAGUAGUGUAGAAGAUGGGGGACAGGGGACCCAUGAGCCAUGCCUAGCGCUAGAGGAAAUGAAAGGGCUGGAGCGAGGAGGAGGCAACAACGAGAAAGGUGGUGGCGAUGAAGAAAGAAACAAUAAGUCGAGGGAUUCUUCCACUACGAUGAGUUUCUCUUCGAAUUUGCUUGCAGGGGAGGGGCUCAGAUACCCUGUGUAUUCGAGAAGGGUACAAUCCAGGAGCGAGCCGGUCGCAUUUGCUUCGGGGUCUGGCUCCUCCUCCUCGUCUGGGUCGCAUUCAGGAGGUUGACCCGUGAAUUUCGGGUAUCGACUGCUCUGGAUUCUUUGGCUUUUUAUCCCGUUUUUUUCUUUCCCCUGCGGCCGAUUAGGUGAUAAAGAUGGGAUAUUCUUACUCAUCAUAACUGUUACUGUCAUCGAUACAAGUUUUCGGGGUGUUAUCUGGUUUGCCUUCACAGUCUAUCCCUGGUUCGGCAGAUACAUGAUAGAGGUUGACGAAGUAGAUUAGAUGUCAUGAUGAUGAAAGAAAUGGGGUGAGCAAAAUAUGUAGACUAGACAGGCGGAAUGGGAAAAGUUUAUGGGCCUUGUUAUGAGAGGUGACGGUUAAAGGAGGGCCACAGGGCAGAUUGGGUCUUGAAACCGAACAUGGAAAUAUAUCAGUGUGUCAGAAUGAAAAGCUUUGUUGAUGACCAUCCCAUGACGGAUAAUCGGUUCUCGGUAUUCAGUUAGAUGUCAGAUUA
Messenger RNA from Chaetomium strumarium, 1215 nucleotides. RefSeq lists its product as uncharacterized. The coding region runs from base 102 to 767 and encodes 221 amino acids. NCBI's taxonomy places the organism in Eukaryota, Fungi, Ascomycota, Sordariomycetes, Sordariales, Chaetomiaceae. The record is from RefSeq and is a predicted model, not a curated record. The transcript has a single exon.